Fusarium vanettenii 77-13-4 is the source of this 723-nucleotide messenger RNA. RefSeq lists its product as uncharacterized. Gene Ontology annotation, cellular component: endoplasmic reticulum membrane; Hrd1p ubiquitin ligase ERAD-L complex. The transcript has 2 exons. The coding region runs from base 1 to 723 and encodes 240 amino acids. Lineage: Eukaryota; Fungi; Ascomycota; Sordariomycetes; Hypocreales; Nectriaceae. The record is from RefSeq and is a predicted model, not a curated record. Gene Ontology annotation, molecular function: ubiquitin-specific protease binding; misfolded protein binding. Gene Ontology annotation, biological process: endoplasmic reticulum unfolded protein response.
AUGGAUGGAGGCCGUCUGCCUCUUGAGGCGUGGUUUUGGGAAAUGCCGACGUGUACUCGGUGGUGGACCACUGCGACUGUUCUGACAAGCGCCUUGGUUCAGUGCCAGAUGGUGACACCUUUCCAACUCUUCUACAGCUUCCGCGCUGUAUUUGUGAAAUCACAGUAUUGGCGGCUCUUGACAACAUUCCUAUACUUCGGCCCCUUUUCGCUCGAUCUCCUCUUCCACGUCUACUUCCUCCAACGCUAUGCACGACUUCUUGAAGAGUCAUCCGGGCGUUCGCCCGCGCACUUCUCAUGGCUGCUCCUCUAUGCGAUGGCUAGCCUAAUCGCCUUGUCGCCACUCGUCUCGAUGCCCUUCCUCGGCCACCCGCUCUCAUCCACGCUCGUAUACAUCUGGUCCCGGCGGAAUCCCGAUACCAGACUUAGCUUUCUGGGUCUGCUCGUCUUUACCGCCCCGUACCUCCCGUGGGUGUUGAUGGGCUUCAGCCUUGUCCUUCACGGCACUGUUCCCAAGGAUGAGAUCAUGGGUGUUGUGAUUGGACACGUCUGGUACUUUUUCAGCGACGUUUACCCCCCACUGCACAACGGUUCCCGUCCUCUGGACCCUCCAAGCUGGUGGAGGCGUCUGUUCGAGCCGCGUGCCCGUAACGACGUGGAUGAGGGUACUGACAAUGACAUCUUGGUCGCUGGAGCGAGGGACGUGGCGCCCCGUGACUUGUGA